CCAGAAACGUUAAUUGUUCUCUCAGACCCAGAACUGAUCAGGGAGGCUUUGAACAAAGCAACAACGAGUGACAAAUCCACCAACGAAUUCUUCAAGCUGCUCUACGCCGACAAAGGAAUUAUCUUCUCUAGUGGUGACCUUUGGCGGCUUACGCGUCGUUUCACCCUCUUUCAUCUGAGGAACUUUGGCAUGGGGAAGUCAAGGUUGGAAGCUGUCAUGCAGGACCAGAUCAAUGACUUCAUCAACGUUGUGUUAGCUCCCAGUGAGGGGAAGCCUAUAUUGCUCGACAACAGUAUGAAUGUAGCUGUCUUCAACAUUCUCUGGGGAAUCGUGGCUGGAGAAAACCUGGACAUUAAAGACACCAGAAUUCUGAUGGUAAUGGACAACCUGAACAAGAUGAACGAAAUCGCGGACCGCUUCGUGAUCUUCGCGGCCAUGCCGGCACUGUUGAAGCUGCCGCACCGUAUGACCGGACUGGACCGGCUCCUCAAAUACUUUCACUACCCGAUCGACAACCUGCUGCAGCCGGCGCUCGACCAGCACCGUCGUACCGUCGACCUGGACAGCGAGCCGCGCGACUACAUCGACUGCCUCCUGCAGGAGCAGAGCAGAAACCCAGCCCUCUUCACUGACAGCCACCUCCUGCGCACCAUCAUCGACCUCUUCUUCGCCGGCGCCAACACGACGACCACCACGCUCCGCUGGGCCUUCUGCUUCCUGUGCGCGCGUCCCGACGUGCAGGAGCGCCUCGCCUCCGAGCUGCACCGGGUGGUGGGCGAGGGGCGCGCGCCCACGCUCGCCGACCGGCCGCAGCUGCCGUUCACCGAGGCCGUGCUGAUGGAGACGCAGCGGUUGGGCGACGUCGCGCCCACGGGGAUGAUGCACCUCUGCAGCGAAGAGUUCCAGCUGGGUGGCUACACGGUGCCGCGGGGCGCGCAGGUCCUCCCCCUGUUCACGGCUGUGCACCAGAGCGAGGCGCUGUUCCCGGACGCGGCCCAGUUCCGGCCGGAGCGCUUCCUGGACGCCGAGGGCAAGCUGCAGCCGAACCGCGCCCUUAUGGUCUUCUCCGUGGGCAAGCGGGCCUGCCUGGGGGAGGCGCUGGCGCGUGCCGAGCUCUUCCUCUUCGUCACCACGGUGGUGCACAAGUUCCGGCUGCGCUUCCCCGACGGCUUCACGCACGACUUCGGUAUUAACCAGAACAGGGCCCUCAUCAAUGAACCGAAGGAGUAUUCGUUGAUCGUGGAGAGGCGCUGAUUCCAAGCAGCAAUGAUUUGGUUCGGAUGCGUUCAUGAAGCUCUGUGUUUCCAUUUAUGUCAAACUAAAACGAUUCAAAUGGUAGACAAGCAAGCAUGCCCACGGUGCCAAGUUGACAUGCCGACAUGCCGACUAUUGUGCCAUGCUGACAUUGUGCACUGGCAAAACUCAGUGGGCAAAAGCAAAAUAAGCAUAUUUACUCAGUUCAGCAAACCAUUUUUAGCCUGACAUGAGUGCGAGAGUGACUUAAUUAUAUGAUGACUAUGAGGGUUAGAGCGGAUAGUAAGUUAAUGUGAGAGUAAUAGUAAGUUGAAACUGAAAUGGAGCCAGGGGUGUAGUUUCCUAUUUAGUUGGGGGCUUGAGCCCCCUCCCCCCAACUUGGGCUUCAGUUCCCCAAAUCUUGGGGAGAAAAUGGGCGGCAUCCCUGGAGAAACUUGUUUAUCGGCAUAUUUUUGGGGUGAAUUGGGGUGAAUGGCAUAUUUUCGGCUCCAUUUCAGUUUUUGGGAGAAACUUGUUUAUUGGCAUAUUUUUGGGGUGGGCUGGGCAAUUUUUCACUGUCGAGCCCGCCCCUCCACCUUCCGCAACUCAUUUCGCGAAGCCACGCCUCUGAAUGGAGCGAGCCAAAUAUCAUAAUCAAAUACCUCUGCCAACCGUGGUUGUAGUGGUGAGCAUAUGUUACAUUCGCGUGUUGAUUAGGUAUGAAUGCUGUCAGCAGCCAUGAACGUUUGCAAUUAUCACAGCGCGCGGCAUUAAAAGGACGAAAGGCCACGGAAGUGGAAGUGGCUACGGCUCACCCGCCGCAGCGACUUACCAAUCGCGUUGAAUGCUAAUGCCAAACAAACGUCGGAAGGUUAUCUGCAGAGAGGUGUUGGCGAUGCUGUUGUAUGAUUGAGAAAGUGUGAAUGAAG
Molecule: messenger RNA, 2162 nt
Organism: Pollicipes pollicipes
Lineage: Eukaryota; Metazoa; Arthropoda; Thecostraca; Pollicipedomorpha; Pollicipedidae
Product: cytochrome P450 2B19
Exons: 1
Biological process (GO): xenobiotic metabolic process
Cellular component (GO): cytoplasm; intracellular membrane-bounded organelle
Molecular function (GO): iron ion binding; steroid hydroxylase activity; heme binding
Source: RefSeq, a predicted model, not a curated record